GUGUUAAAAACAAAUUUGGGCACCUUUUGCUACAUUUGUGGAAAGGAUGCCUCCACUCCACGUGAACGUGUUGUAUCUUCUUCUCGACACAUCCAUUCCAUUCCAUGGCCGCAUAUCAUCAUCAGCACGCACACCCAAGCAGGGAAUAAGAUGCCGUCUUUGUCUUGUCGCAGCAAAAUGGAUGUGGCCACGGACACUUCAUCGAUGGUGGUGCGCGUGGUGUCGUCGCGCACGGUGAGGCCGCCGCCGCGCCCGCGCGAGCGCAUCCCGCUCACCUCCUGGGACGUCGCCAUGCUCUCCGCCAACUACAUCCAGAAGGGACUCCUCUUCCACGAGCCCACGGUGGCCGUCAACGUCGUCGAUCACCUCGCCGCGGCCCUCGCCGACGCGCUCGCCGACUACUACCCCGUCGCCGGCCGCUUCGCCACGGAGCAGCACAAGGACGAGCGCACCGGCGCCGUCGUGGGAUGCUCUGUGUCCAUCGACUGCGACGGCCAGGGCGUGGAGAUGCUCCAUGCCGUGGCUGAUGGCUUCGCCGUCGCCGAUGUCAUCCCUCCGGACGCCGACGUGCCGAGCGUCGUGCAGUACUUCUUCCCGCUGGGAGAUGCGGUCGGGUACGACGGCCACGAGCUCCCGCUCUUCGUCGUCCAGGUGACCGAGCUCGUCGACGGCGUCUUUGUCGGGUUCGUCUGCAACCACGCGCUGGCCGACGGCGCCGCCCUGUGGGACUUCCUCAACGCCUGGGCCGAGAUUGCGCGCGCCAGGCUUUCCAACCUCGCUCCUCCGCCGUUGACCUCCCGACGGCGGCCCUCGUUCGAGCGUCGGUCCUCGGACGGCGGUGCGGCGGCACCGGCCAUGCUGCCGUGCGCCGACCUGUCGGGGUUCAUCGAGCGGCUGGAUCCGCCGCCGCUGCGCGCGCGAUGGGCGCACUUCUCGGCGGAGACGCUGGCGGACCUCAAGGAGCGGGCGCGGCAGGAGCUCCUCGCCGCCGGGGACGCGGCCGGCGCGGCCGCGCUGACGCGGUUCCAGGCCCUGUCGUCGCUCCUCUGGCGCAGCAUCACCCGCGCGCGGCGAGUCUCGCCGGACCAGGAAACCACGUGCCGCGCGGCCGUGAACAACCGCGCGCGCCUCCAUCCAGCGCUGCCCGCGGAGUACUUCGGCAACUGCAUCGACGCCGUGAGCACGGACACGCAUUCGGCGGUGCGCGCGUCGGAGCUGCUGGAGCGCGGGCACGGGUGGGCGGCUGCGGCGGUGGGGCGCGCGGUGGCGGCGCACACGGACGAGGCCAUCAGGGCGCGCGUGGCGGCGUGGGCGGUGAGGCCGGUUGUGUACACGCUGCGGUGGUACGACCCGUGCGGAACCAUGGUGGGGAGCUCGCCGCGGUUCGACAUGUACGGGUGCGACUUCGGGUGGGGGAGGCCGGCGGCGGUGCGGAGCGGCAAGGCGAACAAGGUGGACGGGCGGGCGUCGCUGUACCCCGGGCGUGAGGGCGGGAGCAGCGUGGACGCAGAGGUGACGCUGACGCCGGAGCACAUGGCGGCGCUGGAGGGCGACGAGGAGUUGUGGGCCGCCGUGACGCCGGAGAAGAAGGCUUGAUCCUACUACUUUGGAGGAGCAGUAGUAGAAUAAGAGAGCCGUGUGCUUUAAUUUUCAUUCUGUCAUGAUUUGAUUGAUCGACACGGCUCACAGUCAGGCCCGGUCCUGAGAUUUCGGGGGCCGGGGGCAAGAUAACAAAAAGGGGCCCUAAAGCCAUAUAAAUAUAUGUGUUUUUUUCUAUUUCAAUUGCAAAUUACUACUCAUUUUACACUAUAAUUUAUAAUUUAUGUUGCCUUGUGGUCUCAACGAUUUAAAAAUAAAGCACACAUAA
Messenger RNA from Triticum urartu, 1867 nucleotides. RefSeq names its product putative acetyltransferase At3g50280. Lineage: Eukaryota; Viridiplantae; Streptophyta; Magnoliopsida; Poales; Poaceae. The record is from RefSeq and is a predicted model, not a curated record.